AUGACAGAGCUCUUUAGGAGCCCGAGAGUGAUGAAGAAAGUACAAGAAGAGAUCCGAACCACACUCGGAACCGGAAAGAAGAGAAUCACCGAAGAAGACCUCAACAAAGUUGAUUAUUUACAACACAUAAUCAAAGAAACAUUCAGGCUGCACCCACCAAUCCCACUUGUGACCAGACAAACAAGCGCUCACAUCAAGAUCCAAGGCUACGACAUUCCCGCAAGUACAGCCCUUCAAAUCAACCUGUGGACGAUAGGGCGUGACCCGAAGCGCUGGACCGACCCUGAAGAUUUCAUCCCCGAACGGUUUAUCGAUUCUUCUAUAGAUUUUAGAGGGCAGAACUUUAACCUAUUACCGUUUGGUUCUGGUCGAAGGAUUUGCCCGGCGCUUCCAAUGGCGGUUGCUGCUAUGGAACUGGCACUGUUGAAUUUGCUUUACUUCUUCGACUGGAGAUUGCCUGAUGGGAUGAAAACUGAAGACUUUGAUAUGGAGGAAGUUGGUACUCUCUCCGUAGUCAAGAAAGUACCUCUCAUGCUUGUUCCGGUGGCUCAACGGCAAUGA
Thlaspi arvense is the source of this 561-nucleotide messenger RNA. Lineage: Eukaryota; Viridiplantae; Streptophyta; Magnoliopsida; Brassicales; Brassicaceae. The record is from the annotation of a GenBank genome assembly.